AUGACUUCAUCUCGAUCAGCUGUGAAUUGUGUUCCAGGUCCUGAUUUGAGGAUUGUGAUAAUAGGAAAAACUGGUGUGGGGAAGAGUUCCUCUGGAAACACCAUCCUGGGAAAAAAACAUUUCAAAUCUCGUCCCAGUUCAGAGUCAGUGACUGAAACCUGUGAAAUAGCUGAAGCACAGUGGGAAGGCAGAAAUAUUUCUAUCAUAGACACACCAGGAAUCCUGGACCCUAAGAAAUCUGCAGAGAUGAUCAAAAAGGAACUUAUUAAAUGUGUUGAAGUCUCCAGUCCAGGUCCUCAUGUUUUUCUACUGGUGCUCCAAGUCGGUCGAUUCACCACAGAGGAGAAAAACUCUGUGGAAGCCCUGCAGGAGCUGUUUGGUCCAAAAGCUCAACAUUACAUGAUUGUGCUGUUCACCCAUGGAGAUGAUCUUGAAGACCAGGAAAUCACCGUACAGCAGUAUGUACGUGAAAGCAAAACAGAGCUCAGACGAGUCAUCCAAAGCUGUGGAAACAGGCUCCACGUCUUCAACAACAAAAGCAAAGACAAACAGCAGGUGGAGGAGUUGAUCAAGAAGAUUGAUGACAUGGUGGCAGGAAACGCUGGCACAUACUACACCAAUGCCAUGUUCAGAGAGGUGGAAGAAAGGAAACAGAGACAAGCUGACAGGGAGGACGAAGAAUACAAGUUCCUGAGUCAACUGAUAGAGCAGAUUCGAAGUUUUCAUUCACGUCUUAAAAGAGAAUAA
Molecule: messenger RNA, 747 nt
Organism: Pundamilia nyererei
Lineage: Eukaryota; Metazoa; Chordata; Actinopteri; Cichliformes; Cichlidae
Product: GTPase IMAP family member 7-like
Exons: 2
Coding region: 1-747 (248 amino acids)
Molecular function (GO): GTP binding
Source: RefSeq, a predicted model, not a curated record